This is a messenger RNA of Boeremia exigua, 1196 nucleotides long. RefSeq lists its product as uncharacterized. NCBI's taxonomy places the organism in Eukaryota, Fungi, Ascomycota, Dothideomycetes, Pleosporales, Didymellaceae. Bases 214 to 1104 code for a protein of 296 amino acids. The transcript has 2 exons. The record is from RefSeq and is a predicted model, not a curated record.
CGGGGCUUGCUGGUGCGUGGAUCGGUAAUUUCCCUGCUCUGAACCUGGAGGAGGAUCGGCUUGGCGUGGCAACGCUGUUUACACCACCAUCGCUCGAUGGCCUCAUCAUUUGGCGUUUUAAUGCGUCUCACCAGCCUCCUGAGGCUAUUUGGGAGUCCCAAGUAUUCAUUACCUCCGUAGUCGCUACUUGAGCGGCAGUAGAACUGAUACGUCAUGUGCGAUGCCACAUUCACUUUUGGGCAGCGGGGGAGCCAUUUCUUCCAAUGUCCUUCGCAGCGGGAUACGACUCGCCUCCCACGGAAACUCACGACCCUCCUCUCGUCACCACAGAUCCAGCAAGUCCACCACGUCGCGCUGGGCUAUGAGGACAGCUUCCUGAUCACCUGGCGUGACAAAGACAAUCAGGAUCGCAUUAAUACCGUCGGCCUCCCCGCUGAACUGAUCACCUUCCUCUAUGCUCGCAACGACAACGGCCGCCCCGCCCGCAACAUCCCCGCCAUCCGCUGUACCCUAGGCCCCCAGAACACAUCCUUCUUCGCCCACGACUCCGCCGCCUACCUAUGGAUGAACCUCCCACCCGACCUCCUCUCCGCGCUGCAAUCUCGCAUCCAGAACGGCUCCUGGACAGACCGCCCGCGCCUCGUUGCCCUUGGCGCCGACGCCACCUUCGUCCUGAUCACCGCGCAGCACCGCGUAAUCUGGACACUGGACCCGUACCCCCUACUCUCCACUCACCUCGAGACCCUGCGUGCCGCGCGCCGCAUCCCGGACCUCACUAACAUCACGCUGCACGCCUACCGCUAUGGUUGCUUCGUUGCACAGUCACGUGACGGCACAUUGCGUGCGGAAAAUCUGCCGCCGCACCAGCAGUCCGGGCUGAAGACGAUGGCGGAUGCGGUUGCGCGCGAUUCCCUGCGUGCGGGGAGGAGUGUGCCGCGCCGCGAGAUCGAUCCGCCGGUGGUGCCGCGGCCGAGUCCGCUACAGGAGCGGGCGAGGGUGCGGCGAGAGUGGAAUGACCAUACGCAAAGGUUUACGGCGCAGUCGAAGGGGCUAAAACUGAGUGUGAGUUUCAGUAUUGGUGGACUGGCACGGGUGCUGGGCUGAGGGAGUGGAUCCUGGCGGCACGGUGCUCCGACUGAGAUGCAGAACAGUCAGGGAGAGGAACUUCCACGUCGCCGCAUGGGCGACCGCAGGGU